Molecule: messenger RNA, 592 nt
Organism: Zymoseptoria tritici IPO323
Lineage: Eukaryota; Fungi; Ascomycota; Dothideomycetes; Mycosphaerellales; Mycosphaerellaceae
Exons: 2
Coding region: 1-558 (185 amino acids)
Biological process (GO): RNA splicing
Cellular component (GO): precatalytic spliceosome
Source: RefSeq, a predicted model, not a curated record
AUGGACCGCAACUACAGGCGAGACGAUCGACGGGACGACCGACGACCGAGAGAAGACACUAGAAAUCACAAGCCGAGAUUCGAGCAAAACCGAUCACGAUCACCCGCCCGACACGAUCGCCGCGACGACCGAAGACGGUCACCACCUGCACGAGGCCCGCCACCGCCACGAGGACCUGGAGGACCACCACAACGCUCAGACCAAGGCCGCGAGCCGCCCCGUAGACUGUCCGCAGCAGGCGGCGCACCACCACGAGGACCAGGUUUCAAGGGACCUCCGCGAGAGCCCUUUGAUGGCAGACAGAAUACUGCAGCCCCGAGGAGAGGUCCACGCGAGAUCAAAGACGAGGAUACGAAGAUGGACGGACCUUUCGAGGAUGAAGACUCAGAAGCGGAGAUGGCACGAGUGAUGGGAUUCAAAGCCUUCCGCACCACGCAGAAUACGAAAGUGCCCGGGAAUGACAAGAACUACGGCGUGCACAAGAACAAGAAGGCCGAGUACCGCCAGUACAUGAACAGAGUGGGUGGGUUCAAUAGGCCGCUCGAUGCGCUGCCUUGAGGUGGAUUGCAAUGUGGAGGAGUUUCGCUUUGAU